This is a messenger RNA of Onthophagus taurus, 1898 nucleotides long. RefSeq names its product mini-chromosome maintenance complex-binding protein. The record is from RefSeq and is a predicted model, not a curated record. Lineage: Eukaryota; Metazoa; Arthropoda; Insecta; Coleoptera; Scarabaeidae. Gene Ontology annotation, molecular function: chromatin binding. Gene Ontology annotation, biological process: DNA-templated DNA replication.
GAGCGCCAAUUUUAUUUCUAACCUUAAAUUAAACUUUUUUUGUGUGGUAAUUUUUCUUGUUAUAAAAUGGAUUUAAGAGGUUGUUCGUUAAAGUACUUCAUGGAAAAUGAAGAAGUUUGUCUUAAUUACAUUAAAAAUCAUUUAGAUCAGAUUCCUUAUUUAAAUGCAAUCAGUAUGGAUGGGCUAAAAGAUGGUGCCUUGGUGAGAUUUCGAGGGAUGGUUCAAGAUAUGAGAAGUUGUGAGUAUUAUCUUGAUAAAUAUGAGAUUAAAAAGAAGGAUACCGAAGAAGUAACUUAUAAAUCGGGCCGAUAUCAAGAUAUUAUUGAAUGUAAUGAUAAUGAAAUCAUCAAUCAGUUCAGUAAUCGAAAUAAAACCUCAGAACGUCAUCCUUUAGUUCUUAUAUCUGUUCCUGGGUUAAAUAAUUGGGUUACUGAUAUUGAAAUUACCAAAUAUGGAAAUGACGUUGAACCCUCUCUUGAAGUUACCAAGGCAAAUACAAAAAGAAAAAGUUUAGAAUCUACAGAAGAAAUGGAGCAAUCUAGUUCUCACUCAACUGAAAACGAAUCUAAACAAAUUAAAAAUGACACUGAAUCUUCAAAAAAAUUGUGUGAUGAAUCUGUAAAAGAAUCCCUUCCAACUCAAUCUAAUCAACCACUUUCUGCGGAAUAUCUUUUAAAUUUACCUUUACCUGAUAGAGGUGGAAAAGUUUGUAUUGUAAAGAUAUAUGAAGAAGAAAUUGAUAUAAAAGUUAAUGAAAUCUUGGAUGUUGUCGGUUUUAUAUCAUUAGAUCCAAGAAUGACUCAAACAUCGCUUGAAAAUUCAUUAUUUGAUUGCGAAGAAACAGAAAUUCUUGCACAUCAUCCACCGCCUUCAUUAAUUCCUCGAAUACAAGUUGUUCAUUGGAGUAGAACUCAUCAUGUUAAUCCACUACUUCAUACAGAAAUUGAUUUGAGCAUGGAGAAAGCUACUAUGCUAUGUACAGAGCUUAAAAUGAUUUUCACAGAAAUUUUGUUUGGGGAUUCUUUGGCAGGGAGUUAUUUGUUUUAUCAUUUAAUAUCAACCGUUUACUUAAGAAAAAAUUUGGCUGUUUUGGGAAAAUUUACAUUAAAUUUUUCAAAUAUUCCACAAUCAUUAGUUUCUGAAUUUGGAAAAAAUUUGUAUGAAAUUAUUGAAUUGUUAGUUACUCAUAGUCAUUAUUUACCAAUGACUUUAGAUAAUAUGAAUGAAUUAUCUUUUAUUCCAAAAAAAGAUGUUGAUGCAAAUAGAUUAAACAGCAGUGUUCUUCAACUAGCUCCAAACACACAUUUAAUUCUUGACGAGACCCAAAUGUCUCCAGGAAGAUUGAACUCGUCGGGAUGUCAAGCUAUUGCAGCUUUAAACCGAUUAAUUAAAGACCAAGAAAUUAGUUAUGAUUUUAAAGUCUACAACGUUGAUUUUUGUCAUAAUAUUCCAAUUUUAAUUGUUUCUGAAGGAAAAUCAAUGUUGCCAUCUGAUUACCAUGUUAUUCUUCAACCAAAUAAUGUACAUGUUGAAACAUACUCAGAAGUAUUCCCAGCUGCUAAACUUUUAUUAACCCAAGAAUUAUUAAAUGAUUUACGUCAGUACUUAACGUUAUCAAAACAUAAAAAACACGAACUUCCGCAAGAUAUUGAAUGUCUGAUUGAGGAAGAUUUUGUGAAAUAUCGUCGUGAAUACGAUAUUAACGCCCAAGAUUUACACCAACUUUUAGAUUUAGCAAGAUUGGUUGCUUUUGGGGAUGGGAAAUCAACUAUUGAUAAAAACAGUUGGAAAAGUGCUUGUAAGUUAGAAGAAGAACGCUGGUUACGUAUAAGAGGACUUUAAUUUAUUACGUUUAUUGUUAAUAACAGAAAUAAAAUUUGUUUGGUACUUUUGUUUAA